CUGUGGAAGGAGCGCGGUGGCCCAGCCGCGGCCCCGGGGACUCCUCGCUGCUGACGGCGGUGGCGGCGGCUCGAGGCGGCCGCGGGUCCGGGACGCCCCGACCGAGCGCCGCCCCCCGCCCCUCCCGCGGGCCUCCCGCCCCUCCUCUGCCGCCCUCCUCUCGGCGCUCGCGGGCCGGGCCCGGCAUGGUGCGGCGUCGCCGCCGAUGGCGCUGAGGCGGAGCAUGGGGCGGCCGGGGCUCCCGCCGCUGCUGCUGGCCGGGCUGGCCUCUCUGCUGUUCCCCGAGUCCGCGGCCGCAGGCCUGAAGCUCAUGGGAGCCCCAGUGAAGAUGACGGUCUCUCAGGGGCAGCCAGUGAAGAUCAACUGCAGUGUGGAGGGAAUGGAGGACCCUGACAUACACUGGAUGAAGGAUGGGGCUGUGGUCCAGAAUGCAAGUCAGGUGUCCAUCUCAAUAAGCGAGCAGUACUGGAUUGGCUUGCUCAGCCUGAAGUCAGUGGAGCGGUCUGAUGCUGGCCUGUACUGGUGCCAGGUGAAGGAUGGGGCAGAAACCAAGACCUCUCAGUCAGUGUGGCUCACUGUGGAAGGUGUGCCAUUCUUCACCGUGGAACCAAAAGAUGUGGCAGUGCCUCCCAACACCCCUUUUCAACUGUCUUGUGAGGCCGUGGGUCCUCCAGAACCUGUAACCAUUUUCUGGUGGAGGGGACCUACUAAGGUUGGGGGGCCUACCCCCUCUCCCUCUAUUUUAAAUGUGACAGGAGUGACCCAGCGCACCGAGUUUUCUUGUGAAGCUCACAACAUAAAAGGCUUGGCCACUUCCCGACCAGCCAUUGUUCGUCUUCAAGCACCUCCUGCAGCCCCCUUCAACGUCACAGUGACGACAAUCAACAGCCGCAACGCUAGUGUGGCCUGGGUGCCAGGUGCUGAUGGUUUAGCCCUGCUGCAUUCCUGUACAGUGCAGGUGGCACGGGCCCCGGGAGACUGGGAGGCCCUGGCUGUUGUGGUCCCUGUGCCGCCCUUUACCUGCCUGCUUCGGGACUUGGCCCCUGCCACCAACUACAGCCUUAGGGUGCGCUGUGCCAACGCCUUGGGGCCUUCCCCCUAUGCUGACUGGGUGCCCUUUCAGACAAAGGGCCUAGCACCAGCCAGAGCUCCCCAGAAUCUCCAUGCCCUUCGUACCGACUCAGGCCUUAUCCUGGAAUGGGAGGAAGUGAUCCCUGAGGACCCUGGGGAAGCCCCCCUGGGACCUUACAAAGUGUCCUGGGUCCAAGAAAACGGAACCCAGGAUGAGCUGAUGGUGGAAGGAACCAGGGCCAAUGUGACCGGCUGGGAUCCCCAGAAGGACCUGAUUUUGCGUGUGUGUGUCUUCAAUGCAGUUGGCUGUGGGCCCUGGAGUCAGCCACUGGUAGUGUCUUCUCAUGACCAUGCAGGAAGGCAGGGCCCUCCCCACAGCCGCACAUCCUGGGUGCCUGUGGUUCUGGGUGUGCUCACCGCCCUGAUCACGGCUGCUGCCUUGGCCCUCAUCCUGCUUCGAAAGAGACGGAAGGAGACACGGUUUGGGCAAGCCUUUGACAGUGUCAUGGCCCGGGGGGAACCAGCUGUACACUUUCGGGCAGCUCGGUCUUUCAAUCGAGAAAGGCCUGAACGCAUCGAGGCCACACUGGAUAGCCUGGGCAUCAGUGAUGAGUUAAAGGACAAGCUGGAGGACGUCCUCAUCCCAGAGCAGCAGUUCACCCUUGGCCGGAUGUUGGGCAAAGGAGAGUUCGGGUCAGUGCGGGAAGCCCAGCUGAAGCAGGAAGAUGGUUCCUUGGUGAAAGUGGCAGUGAAGAUGCUGAAGGCUGACAUCAUUGCCUCAAGCGACAUAGAAGAGUUCCUCAGAGAAGCAGCUUGCAUGAAGGAGUUUGACCAUCCACACGUGGCCAAGCUUGUUGGGGUGAGCCUCCGGAGCAGGGCUAAAGGUCGCCUCCCCAUUCCCAUGGUCAUCCUGCCCUUCAUGAAGCACGGAGACUUGCAUGCCUUUCUGCUCGCCUCCCGAAUUGGGGAGAACCCUUUUAACCUGCCCCUCCAGACUCUGGUCCGGUUCAUGGUGGACAUUGCCUGUGGCAUGGAGUACCUGAGCUCCCGGAACUUCAUCCACCGAGACCUGGCAGCUCGAAAUUGCAUGCUGGCGGAGGACAUGACAGUGUGUGUGGCUGACUUUGGACUCUCCCGGAAAAUCUACAGUGGGGACUAUUAUCGUCAGGGCUGUGCCUCCAAAUUGCCUGUGAAGUGGCUGGCCCUGGAGAGCUUGGCUGACAACUUGUAUACAGUAUACAGCGAUGUGUGGGCCUUCGGGGUGACCAUGUGGGAAAUCAUGACUCGUGGGCAGACGCCAUAUGCUGGCAUCGAAAAUGCUGAGAUUUACAACUACCUCAUCGGCGGGAACCGCCUGAAGCAGCCUCCGGAGUGUAUGGAGGAAGUGUAUGAUCUCAUGUACCAGUGCUGGAGCGCCGACCCAAAGCAGCGCCCAAGCUUCACAUGUCUGCGAAUGGAACUGGAGAACAUUCUGGGCCACCUGUCUGUGUUGUCCACCAGCCAGGACCCCUUGUACAUUAACAUUGAGAGAGCUGAGCAGCCUACUGAGAGAGGCAGUCCUGAGCUGCCCUGUGGAGAGCAGCCUAGCAGCGAGGCAGGGGAUGGCAGUGGUAUAGGGGCAGUAGGUGGCAUCCCCAAUGACUGUCGAUACAUCUUCAGCCCCGGAGAGCUGACUGAGUCACCUGGGCAGUCGGAGCAGCAGCCAGAAAGCCCCCUCAACGAGACCCAGAGGCUGCUGCUGCUGCAGCAAGGGCUACUGCCUCACAGUAGCUGUUAACCCGCAGGCAGAGGACAGCUGGGGCCAUCCACCUGACUCUGCUGGCCACUAAGCCCAGCCUGAUCACAGCCCAGGCAGCAAGGUAUGGAGGCUCCUGUGGUAGCCCUCCCAAGCUGUGCUGGCACCUGGACUGACCAAAUUGCCCAAUCCCAGUUCUUCCUGAAGCCACUCUGGCCAGCCUGGCAUCAGUUCAGGCCUUGGUUUAGAGGUGAGCUAGAGCUGGUUGUCUGAAUGCAGGCAGCUGGCAG
Messenger RNA from Phodopus roborovskii (desert hamster), 3096 nucleotides. RefSeq names its product TYRO3 protein tyrosine kinase (gene Tyro3). The record is from RefSeq and is a predicted model, not a curated record. NCBI's taxonomy places the organism in Eukaryota, Metazoa, Chordata, Mammalia, Rodentia, Cricetidae. Gene Ontology annotation, cellular component: signaling receptor complex. Gene Ontology annotation, biological process: cell surface receptor protein tyrosine kinase signaling pathway; cell migration; phagocytosis. Gene Ontology annotation, molecular function: ATP binding; protein binding; transmembrane receptor protein tyrosine kinase activity. Bases 206 to 2848 code for a protein of 880 amino acids. The transcript has 19 exons.